AUGACGCAUUUCUGCUCGAUGCCUAAGUCUGAGAUUGACUGGGAUAAUCUUUAUGGAAACCGUUACCUACGCGAGCAUAUGCAAAUGAUGACAGAAAUAGAUGAGGAUCAGCUUAAGCAGAAUAUUGCUAAAUUGAAUGAGGAGAAGCUUGCGGAUUUCAAGGAGGUGACAUAUUUCGUGGAGCGAAAAGACGGGUCUAAAUUCUUUCUGAAUGGUAGUGCAGGGACAGGAAAGACAUUCGUCUACAACGCCAUUGCUGUGAGCUGCCGUUUGAAGGGAGACAUUGUUUUGACUGUUGCAUCGUCCGGAAUAACUUCCUUGCUUUUGGAGGGAGGUCGCACUGCACAUUCAACAUUCAGAAUUCCUAUAGAUAUAACAAGUACCAGCGUUUGUUCAAUAGCUAAACAAAAGGAAGAAGCUGAAUUUAUAAAACAGGCGACUUUGAUUAUAUGGGUAGGUUCUGAACCAGUCGACAAAGUUGAUCUGCCAUCGGCUGUGAACGUAUGUAAAAACAGAUGA
Papaver somniferum (opium poppy) is the source of this 519-nucleotide messenger RNA. RefSeq lists its product as uncharacterized. Lineage: Eukaryota; Viridiplantae; Streptophyta; Magnoliopsida; Ranunculales; Papaveraceae. The transcript has 3 exons. Bases 1 to 519 code for a protein of 172 amino acids. The record is from RefSeq and is a predicted model, not a curated record. Gene Ontology annotation, biological process: DNA repair; telomere maintenance. Gene Ontology annotation, molecular function: DNA helicase activity.